AUGGCCGAGGCUGACGCGGUGGCGUGGCUGAAUCGUGAGAUGCGGGGCCUGGCGCCAUCGCGUGCGUCGGGAACCUGGACGCAGCGCGUCGCGGAGAGUGGUGCGGCGGAUCCGCAGCACGUCGAAACGCGGCUCGCUGAGCUGCACCGCCGCAUUCGCUCGGCGCGUUCAGAGCAUGCCGCCGAGAUCGAGACGCAGAUCCAGCGGGCGCGCGCGAAUGUGCCGCAGGCGGCCGAGCAGGCGCAGCAGGUAGCGCGUGAGGCCACGCACUUCCGAGCGGCACUGCAGGCGCUGCACCACAGCGAGCCUCCGGCCGCGCUGGCCUGCGUGCAUCGACUCACGGACAUCCAGCAUCGGAUGCAGCACGCGCGCAACCUGCUCCAGGCGGCCGAUGCGUGGUCGUAUGUCGAGGCGGAUGUGCAUGCACACAUCCAGGAGCGCGACUAUGCGCGAGCCGCGCAGCGCAUCGCGGACGUGCGCGAUUCCCUCGCGCAAUUCGCGCACAGCGAGCAUGUGUCGGCUCAGACCGCGGUCCUCGCGCGCCUCUCGGACACGCUCCUGCGCGAAGUACAGCCCGUGCUGGCAGCCGCGAUCACGUCGGGCGACGUGGACGCGAUGGAGCUGUGUGCGGCCGUCUAUGCGCGCCUUCAGCAGGACGACGCGCUCGCCGAGCUGUACCUGCCCGCCCGUGCCGAGCGUGUGCACCGCGUAUGGGCCGACACGGACGCCACGCUGCCUGCCAAGAUGGCGCAGCUGGGCGACGCGCUGGUCGCACUGGCCGACGAGGAAGUGCACACGUUCGCGCCGCGGCUCUUUGGCAACGAGGCGGCCGUCGUCAUCGCCCACACUCUCGCGACGCUCUCGCCGAGUCUCGCGACGUGCGUCGCCACAGCCCAAGCGCCCCUGCCGGACAUGGUCCAGGCGUACGAGGUAGCUCAUGCGUGGGCCGCUCGUCUCGAGGCGCUGCUGCGCGGCGCGACGACGCAGCCUGUCGUGCAGCUGCGUGGAUCGCGCGACUGGCAGCCGUAUAUCGAGGAGGCGUUUGCGCCGUUCAAGGCGGCGUACCGCGCGCUCGAAGAGGCGUACAUCGAGCAGGCAUGGUCCGAUACGCAGCCGUCGUUUGCCGCGCAGCUCGACCGCGCAAUGGUCUCGUCCCUGUCGGACGACAUGGCGCCGUGGCUCCAGUGCGUGACGCUCGUUGCCGAGCUGCUGCACGACCAGGUCAUGCUGGCGCGUGCACUGCGUACCGAGGCCCUGCAGCGCGCGCACGCUCUUGGCGCGCCGCUCUCUGAUACGCAGGCGGCGCUGCAUGCGUCGCUGGACCCGGGCGUCGCACACCGCCUGUCGUCGACGAUGGACCUGCUUCGGCAGCGGUACCAGUCGCAUGCGCGUGUGAAUGCACCGAUGCACCUCGCGCAGGCCGACGACCUCGAUGCGCUGCACGACUGGAGUCUGAUCCGCGCGGGGGCCAAGAUGCUCGGCGUCGUUCGCGAGGCGGGCGAGGCGAUGGACACGGCGCUGCGCGCCGCACAGCGUCUUGUGAUGGAGCUUGUGCUGACCGUGUUCCGACAGCAUCUCGACAUGUACGUUGCGCAUGGCGCAUGGCGCGAGCAUGCGCCGGCACGCACGGAUCCACGUGUGCCCAUGCCGACGUUCAGUCUGAGCCCGACAGAGGGCAUGGUCCGCCUCGGCGAAGGGCUGCUCAAUCUGCCGCGCCUCUUUGAGGCGCUGGUCGAGCGUGAAUGGGCCAACUUUGCGUACGGCGUGCAUGCCCUCGACGACGAGCGGCCGUGCAAGACGCGCACGCUGUCGGCCAAGAUGCUGACGCACGACAUGCCGGACGAUACGCUGGACUAUGUGCUGAGUGCGUGGCUGCGCUCGCUGACGCUGGCGCUGCUGGCGUCGCUGCAGCAGGAUGCGUUGCCGCGCAUCGUGGCGUCGCGUGAGUGCGACAGGGCGCAGCUUGCGGCGGAUCUCGACUACCUGAGCACGAUCGCCUCGGCGCUGAACGCGUCGUCGAGCGCCUUGCGCGAGUGGGUCGAUGUGCUCCAACUUGAUGCGCGGGCGGCGAGCGCGCUGCCAGCGAGCAGCCCACUACGUGCGUCGCGCGCCUUUGCGCUCGUGUGGACGACAUGA
Molecule: messenger RNA, 2136 nt
Organism: Malassezia restricta
Lineage: Eukaryota; Fungi; Basidiomycota; Malasseziomycetes; Malasseziales; Malasseziaceae
Product: conserved oligomeric golgi complex subunit 7
Exons: 1
Coding region: 1-2136 (711 amino acids)
Biological process (GO): retrograde vesicle-mediated transport, Golgi to endoplasmic reticulum; intracellular protein transport; Golgi organization
Cellular component (GO): COG complex
Source: RefSeq, a predicted model, not a curated record